CAUUAGACACAGUUUUUAGACAACAACGGACAAAGGAAUAAGAUAUCAGGCUUUGAUACACACACAAUACUUGUUAAUCUUCUCAAACCAAAGCUUAUGAUGGUGAUUUAAAUGAACAUGAUUACCAACACAGUCAAGUUUCAUUUCCAACAUUUGUGGCUCAUCACAACCGUCCUGAUUGGACUUUUUUUUUUUAAUAUCCUCUGGUUUCAGACAUCUUUCUAUAUUUUUCAUACAUUGUUGAGCUUCGAGAAAAAAAAUUCUGAAUCCAGUUUCUGAAUAACUGAUUCAGUGAAUUAACUGGGAGUUUACGUCUCUUGGCUUCAAAUACACUAGUUGUGGUGUCGCAUCCAUUAAUGCUGGCAGCAGUGAUGUGUCUAAUACGUACUGAGAUAAUUAAGAUUUUUUUUUUUUUAAAUGUGGUGAAAGGUGAGUUUAGGUGUAGCAGAGCUGGCUGAGUAAUUCUUUUAGUUUGGGAAUACUGUGCUGCUGCAGGUUUUUUUAAAGUCAAGACAAGUUUAUUUGAGUCUUUAUUUCCACCUGAACACUACAAACUCACUCAUUAUCUAUUUUCAACCCCAUACUGAAAGAAAAUUAACACUAUUUUCUCUUUUCUUACAAAAUAUCUGUGUCAUUUUGAGAUGAACACCUUCAGUGUGUCUGGAGACGCUGCUGUGACAUGUUGUCAGUGAUAAGUGUAAUAUACACCGAGCCUCCACCUGUAAACACAUCUGCAUAUUUCAGAGUAAAAUCCCCACUGAGACCAUUUUUUAAACUAUUCUGAAAUGACAGAAACAUUUCAGGUUUGAAAUCUUGGCCAACCAGUGUCAGGUGGAUUUUUUUUUUUCCUUGCAGGGAUGUAAAAAUGUUCAGGAUUGAAUCUCCUCUGAUUGUGUAGUUUUGAUUGUUGUCUUGACGAGGCUCGAUGUGAAACCCUGCUGCUUUUUAUUGUAUAUUUAUAGUUGGAAAUCCUGACGAACUGCAGCAAAAAUAAUCUGCAGUGAAGCUUUUCUCAUUUAUUUGUUUUACUUCGACCACUAAAAGUAUUUAUUACGACUCUAAAAUGCCAAAAGAUUCAACCAAGUGUCGUCUUUAGCGACAAGAUGCUUCCUACUAAACCUGACAGUUGCUGUUGCUAAUUAGCUCAUUUUAUUGUGAAAAAAAAAAAACUCCUGUUGAGUCCCAAAACUGCACACAAGCUCCCCGUCUGACUUGUUUCUGCUUUAUAUGCUGAAUGCCUGGAAAUAUUGUAUUUUGUGUAAUUAUUAUUAUUAUUAUUAUUUGGAGCGAUUACUAGUUUUUUAAAUGACUCUUUGUGUUCGGUGACAGAUUGUAAGAUACAGGUAGAUAUUUUUUUUAAAGACGUGUUCUCUGUUUUACUUGAAAAGUGAAGUUAUUCCUUUAGGUUUCUGCUGGUGUUAUAAAAAAGUGUGUAUACAUGACUUCACCUCUCAGCACUACAUUAUAUAUUUGUUGCUUUUUACCAAAACAUCAUCUCAAAAUGGCUGAAGAUGAUUACCUGGAAUAGAAGGAAACUUUCAAUUGCAAAGGUUGUUUUGUUGUUUGGCUUUGCUUUAAGGUGAUUUGCAAAACUGUAAAAAGGGGAACUAGAUAUGUGUACCGUUUUAAGUAUUAAAUCAGAUCUAUUUAUUAUUCUGGAGUAAAGGGGAUAUUAAGGGAUAUUUUCACACUUCUGUGUUAGCCGAAUGAUCAAACAUUAUUUAUCCAACAACAAACACACACAGCGAGUUAGCAGCUACAUUUCAAAGUCUGCUUUCCUUUAAAUUACAUUAAAAAAAUGGAUGGAGUUUAGUUGUUUGGGUGUUUUAGAUUCAGCUCAGGUGAAUCCAAACACCUGGAGUGAACCGUUCCUGCUCCAAUGUGAAGGAGAGUUUUUAAUUAUUGUAUCUUUAAUUCUGGCUCUUUGUACGCACGUCUGCCAUGUCAGAUAUAAAUAAUUUUAUAUUUAAAAAUUCCACCUCCUGUCAAUCACAAACAAUAAGACAAACCGAAGCUCCUCCAGCAGCUGCAGUGAACUGAACCAGAGAUUAAACAAACGUUCAACAGUUCAAACUUUCUGCUUUUUGUCUUUAAUGAAAAGAAGAACUCGUAUUUAGACUUGUGUGACAAAUGAAAACUGGAAAACUAUCUGCAGUAGAUGUUCGGAAAUAGAAAAGAUGAUUAACAAGAGUGGAAAUAAGAAAAAAAAACAACAUAUAUAUUCAUUCUUAAUGUUCUCUGCUUUUUCAUAUAUUGAAAUAUUGGACGGUUUUAUCUCUUCAGGCCUCUAAAAACUGUUCAAAUGCGAGAAAGAAGAAACUCUUUAGUGAACUGCAACCUGUGACGACGGAUCUCAAGCAGACGCUGAAUCUGCGGGUUUUGAAUUGUUGGUCAAAUAAAAAAAGACAUUUAAAGACGUCUUGAUGGGCUGCGGGAAAUUAUUUUCUCCUAUUUUCUGACAUUUUCCAGUCAAAGUGAAUAACGACGAGUCGAUAAUGAAAAUAUUUAGCAGAACCUCGACAGCUUUCUGCACUUUUGUUUGCAAAUUACAGUUUACAGCAGCUUAAAUGUGAAGAAAAUAAAAGUGACUUUUGAUUUCAGUAUAUUUUUUACAAUUAAAAUGACAAAAAAUGAACCAAGAACAGAACAGAAAACCAUAAAUGACACAUUAACGUCGUCUUUUUUUGUUUCACUUUCAGAACAAUAGAACAAGUGCAUUUACCAAUAUUAUGAUCUCCUCAUCCUUCACCAUUUUCACUCCAGAAUCUGAUUAUUAAACCUUUUGGAGCAACUCAUACAAACACAGUAACACUAGUCAGUACUGAUGGAGGCAGCUCAACUGUGUCACACAGAAACUUUUCUUCAAAUCACAUUUUGUCGCCAAAAACCAGAACUGAAACCUGAAAACUGUUGUCAGGUCCAGUUUGCCUGUAAAUGAUUAUUAUUGCCCCUUAAUGUGUAAAGUGAAACUAUUAAAGAGAGAUUAUAGGAGCUCAUCUGGAUGUACAUAAAGUACACAAAGUUGUUGUUUUCUUUUUUUUCAUUGUUCUUUUAUUAUUUCUUGAGUUUGAAAAUGGGAGAGUGACAGAUUUAUUGGUAACAACAAUAAAGGAAUAUGUUGUAUAUCAUGAUGGUGAUGUGCUUUUUCUUUUUUACUGGGAUCUUUCCCUGGCUGGAAAGUGAAUGAAAACACAUUAUGUGAUAAAUGAAACUACUCUGCUAUACAGUAUCACUGCAGUUAAAUCCUGUGCAGAAGAAGAAACUGUUUGUGGAGGUGUUUUAUUUCACUAUCAUAGUCUUCCUCUUAAAGUCACUGAGGUUUGUGUUUUGUGUUCCACCCCCCAACUAUUCUGUGAGCUGCAAUAAACUGCAGAAAAAAGAAGAUGACAGAGGUCAAAUGUUUCCCAAAGAUUAAACUCAUCUUGUGCCAGAUGUGUUUAACUAUGAUCGUGUCUAAAGCUGAAGGAGGAAACGAAACCUCACAAACAAGCUGCAGUAAGAGGUGGAGCAACACUGCAAAGAGGAAACGUCAACGUCACAUUCGUCAAAUGAAACUGACAGUUUGUCAGAAACACGAGGAGCUGCAGUCGACACAACUGUUUCUGUCUCUGUCUGAAGAAAAAUUAAACCGAGUUCUUCACUUCUUUCUCAACAACUGACUCAAACACCGGUGAGUACAGCUGAUAAUAUUUACUGUGUUUCAACAACCAGAAUUAACAGAAAACUUACAGUUCUUCUCAAACAGGAAUUUACACUUUUCAUUUUAAACUCACAACUGUUGAAUAAACAUAAGUCAAAUAAAUUUAUUGUACUGUCAUCUGACUUUGGGCACAUUUAUUUUAAAGCUGAAAUAUAUUAAUUAUCAUCAUUAUUAACACUGAUUUAGAAAAUUGAGGCAUAAAUUGAUACAUUAGUUCAUUAGUUCUUGUUGUGAGGGGCUGCUGCUCCUGUUGGAUCAUUAUCUUUAUGCAAGUUUUAACUUUUGUUCAAAUUAUUUUCUUGUUAAACUCAUUUCUUCUGUCCAUUUCCAAAUAAUUAUUGCUGAUAUGAUCAUUAGACUAACUAUUCAUUAAUGAAGCAAAGAAGCUCUCUGCAUUAAAGGACGGGUUCACUAUUUCUCAAGUCUGUCUUAAAACAACAGUCAGGUAUGGAGGACCACAAGUGUCACAGAAAUAGCAAUAAAGCAUUUUAUUAAUUAAUAACUAUUUAGCCUCCACACUGCCUGCUGUCUUUUUGUGUGAAACAUCUGGAAGGUUGUUGACCCAACAGCCACAGUGGCAACCAGCUAGAAGUCACAAAUACAACGUUCUUCCAGUUCAGUCCCUCAGACAUUAAUGUUUGAAACAUUAGAGACAUCAGUGUUACAGCAGCAACUUGACAUCAAUUAAAAUACAAAAACAUUAAGGUCAGUAUUCUAAAUUGAAGUUGAACAAAAUAAAGUUUUUUUCACAUUUUCACCUGUCUUCUCAGUGUGUAGAUAUGUCUGCUGCCAGCUGUCUGCGAUCUGAAGAUCAGUUUCUGUGCUCCAUCUGUCUGGAUGUGUUCACUGAUCCAGUCAGCACACCAUGUGGACACAACUUCUGCAAAAACUGCAUCACUGAACACUGGAACAGUAAUGUCCAAUACUCGUGUCCGAUGUGUAAAGAGGUUUUCAAAACAAGACCUAAGUUGAAGGUGAAUACUUUCAUCUCUGAGAUGGUUUCUCAGUUCAGACAGGAAGCUCAACAGAAAGCCAGCAGCAGCAGCUCAGAGCAACAAGCUGCCAAACCAGGAGAAGUUCCCUGUGACAUCUGUACUGGAACCAAACUGAAGGCCCUGAAGUCCUGUCUGGUGUGUCUGACCUCCUACUGUGAGACUCACCUGGAGCCGCAUCUGACAGCUUCACGCCUGAAAAGACAUCAGCUGAUGGACCCUGUGGAGAACCUGGAAGACAGGAUGUGUAUGAAACACGAUAAACCUCUGGAGCUGUUCUGUAAGACCGACCAGACAUGUGUCUGCGUGCUCUGCUCUGUUUUAGACCACAAGACACAUGAGUUUGUUCCUCUGGAAGAAGAAUAUGAAGGAAAGAAGGCAGAGCUGGGGAAGACAGAGGCUGAAAUUCAGCAGAUGAUUCAGAAGAGACGAAUGAAGAUUCGAAAGAUCAAACGGUCAGUCAACCUCAGUAAGAAAGAUGCAAACAGAGAGAAAGCAGAAGGUGUUCAGGUCUUCACCGCUCUGAAUGAGUCUCUUGAGAGAAGCCUGAAUGAGCUCAUUAAGACGACUGAAAAGAAGCAAAGAACGACAGAGAAACAGGCUGAAGACUUCAUCAAAGAGCUGAAACAGGAAAUCUCUGAGCUGAAGAAGAGAAGCUCUGAGGUGAAGCAGCUCUCAUGCUCUGAAGACCACCUCCACCUCCUCCAAAACUUCCCGUCCCUGAAAGCUGCUCCACCCACCAAAGACUGGACAGAGGUCAGCAUCUGUCCACCAUCAUAUGAGGGGACUGUGGUGAGAGCUGUGACUCAGCUGGAGGAGACGCUCAGUAAAGAGAUGAAGAAGCUGGUUAAAGCUGAGCUGAAGAGCGUCCAGCAGUAUGCAGUGGAUGUGACUCUUGAUCCUGAUACAGCACAUCCUGAUCUCAUCCUGUCUCGUGAUGGAAAACAAGUGAAUCAUGGUUAUAAAAGGAAGAAUCUUCCAGACAACCCAGAGAAAUUUUCUCUUGGUCCCUGUGUUUUAGGAAAGCAGAGUUUCUCUUCAGGCAGAUUUUACUUUGAGGUUCAGGUUAAAGAGAAGACUGAAUGGACUUUAGGAGUGGCCAGAGAGUCCAUCAACAGGAAGGGAACAAUCACACUGAGACCUCAGAAUGGUUUCUGGACUAUAUGUUUGAGAAAUGGAAAUGAGUACAAAGCUUUUGCUGGUCCUCUAGUCUGUCUCUCUCUGAAGUCUCAGCUUCAGAAGGUGGGGGUGUUUGUGGAUUAUGAGGAGGGUCUGGUCUCCUUUUAUGAUGUAGAUGCUGCAGCUCUUAUCUACUCCUUUACUGGCUGCUCCUUCACUGACAAACUCUACCCAUACUUCUGUCCCCGUAGUAAUGAUGGUGGUAAAAACUCCGCCCCUCUGAUCAUCUGUCCUGUCAAUCAAACUGCCUGAUCUAUUUUUUGCAGCAAUGCAAAUACUUAUGAAAUUCAUCUUUACAUUUUACAUCCACUGUGCAAAUAUACAGCAAAGUAUUGAUAAUACAAUACUGACACAGCAGUCAGUGGAUUAGAGACAUAAAAACACAUCAAACAUUGAUAAACUGAUACAUUUUUAAAAGAUUUGCUGUCAUUCAUGUUAAAAGAUGUACAUGUUCAACGUGUUUUCAACAGGAUAUGAUUAAUGUGGUCAUUCAUUUAUGAUUCAUUAUAGCAUAAUAGCAUAUAUAUAUAGCAGAUAUUUACAUUUUACUCGUCUUUUUACUGCUUCAAUAUCCUCCCACUAUUCAUUCAUUAACCUCUUUAAUAGUGAUGGAUCCAUCAUGAAAAACACAUGUGAAGAGAAACUCUGUUCAAACCACCAGAGCUUUAAAAUCUAGUGAACAUCUAAAAGUUUGCAAAGAUACCAAAUCUGUAUCUAGACUGAAUUUGAAUAUGAACAAUUCAUAUACUUAAUCAGUUAAUCUUUACACAUUUAGAUCACAUACAGAAGCUGUGUCACUAAACCAUUUUACAGCUGAACAGGGUCAGUAUCAGUAAACAACCGUGUUCCUUCACAACAAAUGAAUACAGAUAUUUAUUUGGUAAAUGAGAGAGAAUGAUCUAGUGAAGUUAACAUAUUUAUACUAACACGCUGAUGAAAUUACUAAUAACCCUACAAUUUAAACUUUAUUAAACUUUUAAAAAGAAGUGUCUCGGUCUGUAUUUUUUUCUUAGUAUUGUUUUUAGAUCCAGCCUCUUGACUGGUUAUCCGUCCACAUGGGGAGACGCCCUUAUAGUUUCUGCUGUGGUGGGACUGUAGUUCAAAUGAAAUCAUGUUUCAGAGGGUAUGGUCAUUAUAUAUCAUGAUUGUUUUGAUUGACACGACAUCUAAUUCCCCCCAGAGCUCAAAGAAAGCUAAUUUGGGGGAAUACAGUGCUGAACAUAACAAGACGCAUACAUGUCAUGGAUGUAUUAAAGGCAGUAAAGUUGCUCUAUACAGUGAGUGGAGCUGUUUCCAGUGUUUCAGGCUUUAGUCCACAUUUCAGCACAGAGGUUGGUCCAUAUUGAAAACUGCAGAGAGCACAAACGCCUCAGUUACUGAGUUACUUCUCCAGUAUUUUGCAUCUAUUACAUAAUCUGCUGAAAUAUUGAUCAAUAUACAGCUAUUAAUGUGACUGGCAGGUCUGAAACAUGUUGGAUUAAUGUCUGAAUCUUACAAUAAUGUUGUUCAACUGUGACUGAAUGUAUCUGGGAUUUUACAUAAACAUCAAUAAUGAUGUUCUGUUUGCUGUUCACAGUUGGCCGUGCGUCAAAUUCUUUCCUUUGACUUUAUUCAACACCUGCAGCA
Molecule: messenger RNA, 7497 nt
Organism: Thunnus maccoyii (southern bluefin tuna)
Lineage: Eukaryota; Metazoa; Chordata; Actinopteri; Scombriformes; Scombridae
Product: zinc finger protein RFP-like
Exons: 1
Coding region: 4480-6123 (547 amino acids)
Molecular function (GO): zinc ion binding; protein binding
Source: RefSeq, a predicted model, not a curated record